Molecule: messenger RNA, 3333 nt
Organism: Rhincodon typus (whale shark)
Lineage: Eukaryota; Metazoa; Chordata; Chondrichthyes; Orectolobiformes; Rhincodontidae
Product: complement factor B-like
Exons: 18
Coding region: 78-2336 (752 amino acids)
Biological process (GO): proteolysis; complement activation
Cellular component (GO): extracellular region
Molecular function (GO): serine-type endopeptidase activity
Source: RefSeq, a predicted model, not a curated record
ACUCUUGGAAAUGGGAUUCAGUGUCAGGUGGACCCACAGAAGCUAGAGAGCAUUUUCAUCUUCGUCAGGAUUCAAGAAUGAAACUGUACGGGUUCCUCAUCUUCUGCCUUGCUUUUCUGGCAGGUGCUCAAGGAGAUGACGAUCAGGAAGAGAAUAUAACCUGUGAUCCCAACGUCCACAUUAUUGGGGGCACGCUGACGAAAUCGAAUGGUAAUGCAUUGGACAGUGUUCUGAAGUUCCAGUGUCCAGAAUCAACCUACCCAUUCCCAGUGUCACACACAAAGUGCAUGAGGAGCGGGCAUUGGUUCAGGUCCUAUCAUAGACGCCACAAACCCACAUGCAAAGAGUUUCGAUGUCCAAUGCCUGUACUGGAAGGUGGAAUGUUCAGACCCCUGAGUGUUUCCUAUGCUAUCGGAGAAACUGUUACAUUCGAGUGCUAUGAUGGGUAUAUGCUUCAAGGCUCGGUUAGCAGGACCUGCUUGAAGAAUGGGCGAUGGAAUGGAACAAUGACCAGCUGUAAUUCCGGAUCACAACACUGCCCUCAUCCCGGGAUCCCGGCUGGAGGCAGGAAAUCCGGAUCGACUUACGUGAUCGGCAGCAAGGUGGAGUACGCUUGCAAUGACGGCCUGGUGUUGGUAGGAUCGAACAUAAGGCAAUGCCUAGAGUCGAGAGAGUGGAGCGGCAGGGAACCCAGCUGCCAGCACAAAAGCUCCUUUGACACUCCAGAAGAUGUAGCAUCAGCUUUCACAGCCUCUUUUACCAGCAUGCUGGGUCUAACUCAAACUGGAGAAGGAAAGCAGCCAGCAUCCACUGCCCGCAAAAUUAUCCUUGCAAAGGAUACACCGCUUCAUAUAUACAUCCUUCUAGAUGCUUCCGAAAGUGUUGGUGAGGCCAACUUCGAGAAAGCCAAAAAUGUCAUAAAGAACCUCAUUGACAAGAUUGCAAGUUUUGACGUUCGACCCAAGUUUGGAGUUGUAUCGUAUGCAUCGGAACCAAUAACAAUCUCUAACAUCAAUAUCCAAGAGACAGCCAACGCUGAUGAUGUCAUUUAUCAGUUAGAAAACGCAGAAGAGGCAAAGUAUGGAGUUCAUGCUGACAAGAGAGGCACCAACAUUCAUGCAGCAUUCAAGAAGGUGAUGGAAAUGAUGGUCCUCUCAAAGAUCAUUUAUAAGAAUUCCUGGGACGAGACAAGAUUUGUCACCAUAUUAUUUACAGAUGGGAAAUCGAACAUGGGAGGGGACCCCAGGACAGCGGUCAAAGAAAUAAAGGACUUUGUUAUUGCACAAAAUAAAUCACUGAUUGAUUAUCUUGACAUGUACUCUUUUGGAGUGUCAGACGAUGCCAAAAAGCCGGAACUGAAUGCACUAUCAUCUCAAAAACAUGACGAACAACAUUGCUUUACUGUUAAAAACACGUUGGAUCUGAUAAAAGCUUUUGAUAACAUAUUAGACCUUACCCAAAUUGGUGAUUUGUGUGGAGUCGCUGAUGAAAAUUUGGAGAAAUCCUUUAGGAGGAGACACCCCUGGCAUGUUCUCAUGGAAAUUCCGGGCAUCGGUAGUUGCAGUGGAGCCAUCGUGUCCCCACAGUGGGUCCUGACAGCUGCUCAUUGCUUGAAAGAUGUGCAGACUAAGUUGGACAUCGAAAAGAUUACGGUGCAAGUUGGUGAUAAAUUUCGCCUUAAUCGUGUGGAACAAGUGUACCCACAUCCACAGUACAAUCUAUCAGGGCUGCUCGAUGAGAAAAUCUCCCAAUUUUACGACUAUGAUGUGGCAUUGCUCAAACUGAAGAAAACAAUAAACUUUUCAGAAACAAACAGUCGAUCCAUCUGUUUACCAUGCACAAGAGAAACAACAAGAGCCAUCCGAAAACCAUUCCCAGGAACAAGCUGUCGUGACCACGACAGGGAGCUAUUACCAAAAACCAUGCCAGUCCCAGCCAUCUUUGUGAAGCGCGACAAGAGAUUGGAGUCAGAGGCCAUUGUCAAGAUUAAGACAUCUGAUGCUCUGAGAGAUGCCUGUGAGGCAAAUGCACUCCAUGCUGAAGAAUACAAACACGUUACUGAUGUGCGGAAGGUGGUAACAGACAGAUUCCUCUGCACUGGAGGACAAGAACCUACAGCUGAGGAGGUUUCCUGCAAAGGUGACUCGGGGGGUGCCUUAUAUGUGGAGAAAAAACGACGAUUCAUUCAGGUGGGCGUUGUAAGUUGGGGAGUUAUUAAUGUGUGCGAUACUGUGAACCCAGACAAGAGACAUGCCCGAGACUUCCACCUCAACUUAUUCAAAGUGUUGCCAUGGUUGAAAGAGAGACUUGGCAAAGUUAUGACAUUCAUAGAUUAAGGACAGGAGGAGGCCAUUCUGCCCCUUAAUUGGAUCAUGGUUGGUCUCUACCUUAAUGCCAUCCCUCCACCUCAGUUCCGCAAGCCUCAGUAACCUUACCUCAUGAAAAAUCUAUCAGUCUUAGUUGUUCCAAUCUUGAACUGGGGUGUGUUCCAGAUUUAUCACUACCCCUUGUGUGAUCAAGUGCUUCGUGACAUCUUCCCUGAGGACCUGGCUCUAGUUUUAAACCAAUUGCCCUCAUUUCCUGGACUCAUCCAUUAGUGGGUCUGAGUUCUCUGUUUACCCUGCUGAAUAUUUUAAUCAGUUCAAACAUCUCAAAAAUAUCAGCCCUCAACAUUAUUGACUCAAGCCAAUAAAAAACCUAGUCUCUGCAAUGUCUCCUUGUGUUUGGACCUUUUCAGUCCUGGUAUAAUAUCAUCAGCAGUGGAUCAUUCGAACUACCUUAAUCAAUAAAUAAGACCAUGGUCUCAACUUUACUAACCUUGUUCCCCUAUGACCCUUAACUCCCUUAUCAAUCAAAAAUAUGACUAGCCUGACCUCAAACAGAUUCAAUGAUCUACCUGCUCUGGGGUAGAGAAUUCCAAAUGCCGCAGACCCACCGAGAGGGGAAAUUCCUCCGUACCUCCGUCCAAAAUGCUCUGCUCCUUCUUAGUUUGGAACUCUGCCCCCGGAUCCACCAGGUGAAACAUCCUCUCAGCAUCUACCCUGCAAACCCCCUUCAGAAUCAUUUAUGUUUUAAUUAGAUCACUUCUUAUUUUUCGAAAUGCCAAUGAGUAUUGGUUCAACCUGCUCAACGUUUUCUUAUGAGAUAUCCCCUUUAUCCCAGGGAUCAAGCCCAGUGAACUAGUACUGAACUGCUUCCAAUGCAGUAAUUAAGGAGAUAAAUUUUAUACACUGUCUUCUAGAUGAAAUGUCACCAUUAUCUUGCACAGUUGUAGCAAGACUUCCCAACAUUUAUAUGUUAUAUUCUUGCAAUAAGAGUCAAAAUUUCCUUUGC